AUGGACGAAGACUUGGAGUUCAUAACCAAAUUCGAGUCAACGUUCAGGAUGAAUUUAAUAUCUGAAGAAAUAAAUUAUGGGCGCAGGACACAUUGUGACCUGCGGCAUUAUGAUUUCUUUAAAUGCUGGGAGCCCACUGGGAAGGCGCAGUAUAGCUUGCUGUGUCUCUACCCCAAUAACGUGUACCAGCAGAUGUGCCCUAACAUUAACAUGGAUCGCGUCGGAUUGGACAAUUUUAAGUAUAUGGUGUACGACUGCGUUGACCAGAACGUGGCUGGGUAUCUCAACAUUCCCUUUGUGCAGACAAUGAUGCACGCUGAAAAAAGUACUCCUUGGGGUCCUACUGUCUGGAUGCCCUACUCCUG
Phalaenopsis equestris is the source of this 365-nucleotide messenger RNA. RefSeq lists its product as uncharacterized. The record is from RefSeq and is a predicted model, not a curated record. The transcript is spliced from 2 exons. NCBI's taxonomy places the organism in Eukaryota, Viridiplantae, Streptophyta, Magnoliopsida, Asparagales, Orchidaceae. The annotation marks the transcript as partial. Gene Ontology annotation, cellular component: mitochondrion; respiratory chain complex IV.